GAAUUGGUUGAUGUAGUGUCUAACUAUUAUCUACCUAAAAUCAGUAAAAUCAAGAUCAAGUUUGAAUACUGCCAUCAAGUUGAUCUUGAAGGGUUUCCCUGGGAUCAAGGAUCAGGAGAGAGUUCCCAUGGCAGAUCCCUCAUGUGCUACCUGCUACAAGCUGCUACGAGGAUGAACUGGCAGCUGGUUGCUAGCGCUGAUGUGUCAGCUAAGGUUGUUUACAAGGACGACGAGAAAAACAAGUCGGCCGAUGUUCACAGCUGGUUUCUUGUGUACUGGCCGGCCGGCAAAUCACAAUUAUAAACAAACAAAAAGUUUUAAUUAUCAUUUUGUUCUUAUAACGAGAUAUUUGCUAAUCUUGUGCAGUUGUGCACUGCCAUACCAUAGACAGGGUUCCUAAAACAAAGGAUGCGACUUCAAAACGGCCGAACACUUAUAUAUAGCGCUAUGGAGGUAGAAUUUUAGGUUGCUGCCAUGGAUACAGUCUUUUAAGGACUAUAAAUAGUUUGGCAAAAAAAUCAAGUUUACAGCUACAUGAAACCAUUAUAAACCUAAGAAAAAAUCCUUACAAUCGUCUCUGAAGUCUCAUCCCUUAAGGGUAACCUUGUACUAGGGUUUCCAGUCGGAAUUUCGUUGCGCGGAGUUUACACGGCUCGCAAGUAAAAUCCCUUGCGUUGGAAACCCUACCUUGUCGCAUACACCGAGCUUGAACUGCACUAUUUGUACACCAAGAGAAGCAAAAUCCUUGUUAUAUUGUUUUUCUUUGUUCUUAAACUACAAAAUGUAUUAAGAUAUAUGUUUUAACCUGCAUGUCUCUCUCCUCGUGUUGACCUUUUCAUCGCUUAAACCUGUAAAGCUGAUAUUUAUGAAAACAUUUCUUUUCAACUAUUGGCACAUCAGAGUGCUUAUGACGGGUUCAAAAUCCACGUGUAAAAACGUGUUUUGGAUAUUUGACAAAUUAUUGUCUUUAACAUUAGUGAACUAUCUCACAAUCAAACUUUCUUCCUAAAUUUUAUUAAUUUUUGUAUUUGUAAAUUAUUUUCAGAAAAUUUAUAUCAAAAGAUGAUUGCGCUUGUUUAAUUCAAUUUUUUAAUGUAUUACAUCAUAUUAUGAUGUGCCCCAAGCUUUCGUGCCAUGAAUGUACAAACUGUCUGCUAUAAAUUUUCUCUUAAAGCUGUCUGUGCUUGGAAACUUGUAAAUCAAAAGUAUUCUGAGGUCAAAACUUUUCUGUGUAGUCUCCCUAACCUUAAACGUUUGAUCUCGAUGUCCAAUGUGGUCACUUUUAAAUUUGAGGAUCCUGCUAUCGAAGAGGAAUUCGAAUUUGAUUAAGAUCAAGAUCAAAGCUUAAUCUUGAAAAUUGAGAUUUAUAACACAAAAGUUUUGUCUUCAGGGUCUACAAAGAAAAGAAUCAAAACUUCGCAAGUGUAUACAAAGCAUAGCUGUAAGCCUAUUAUUUAUGUGAUUAACCUAAUUAUGGAAUGAGGGUUGCAAAAUAAAUUUGUUCCAAUCCUA
Molecule: messenger RNA, 1512 nt
Organism: Eurytemora carolleeae
Lineage: Eukaryota; Metazoa; Arthropoda; Copepoda; Calanoida; Temoridae
Source: RefSeq, a predicted model, not a curated record